CGGACCAUCCAAUCAUGCAUUGGUGGCAGCUGCCAUUUUCGUCUUCCACCGUCGCCAAAUUGCGGCAAAACGACGUCGAUGCGAAUAGCUGCUCUCAGCCGUUGCCCCUGCCAGAACUGCUGCCGCCUGAGCCUAAACUACUCCCCUCCGCCUCCCAGUCCCACAACGUUCCCCUUCCGUCGCCGCCCGAUUGUCGGAGCCUCAGCCUCAAUGAGGAGACAGAUCACCACCUAAAAAGCAGAUCAAGUGUAGAACAGCCUGAAUUUCGGCUAUCUAGAAAGUCAGCUGUUAAACAAGAGAGCCGUCGCAGUAUUUUCAUGAGUGCUCCAACUAGUCCUGUAUGCAGUCCCUCGCCAUCCUAUCACAGGGUACCCCCUGCUAUUUUCCGUGCUCGGUCCGAGCCAAGGAAUCCCCAUUGCAAUGGAAAUACAGGACUAAGUUGUAGUUAUCAAAUGCCUUUGGAUAAAAUUUCUGGUGCAAGUGCUGAGGAUCCCCCUCUUAUAACUCAAACAGUGAGUUCUCACUCCCAUGUCGAAAGUGCACCCGGGGCCGGAUUGCCAGAACCUUUCAAGAUAACGUUGGACUGGAGGGAAAGUUUUUCUCAUGCCAAUGUACAUACUCUGCCUCUCCCUCCAGGGGCUGACAUGCCCACUCCACUCUCCUCAAGCUCUUCUACAUCUCAUCUUUCGGGAGCUACCAACUUCUUUUCGCCUGCUACAAUUCCCACUCUUGUCGCAAGGUCUGAACAUCCCGGAGCUAAACAGUCCUCUCCUAUUAGAUCUCAAUGGCAGAAAGGGAAGCUCAUUGGGAGGGGUACAUUUGGAAGUGUGUAUGUUGGUUCCAACAGGGAGACUGGAGCUUUAUGUGCAAUGAAGGAGGUUGAGAUUUUACCAGAGGAUGUAAAAUCUCAAGAAAGCAUCAGGCAGCUAGAGCAGGAAAUUAAGGUUCUUAGCAAGCUAAAGCAUCCAAACAUUGUGCAGUAUUAUGGCAGUGAAAUUGUUGGAGACAAGUUCUAUAUAUACCUGGAAUAUGUUCAUCCUGGCUCAAUCAAUAAAUUCAUCUAUGACCAUAGUGCAGCUAUUACGGAGUCUGUAGUUCGUAAUUUCACACGUCAUAUUCUAUGUGGAUUGGCUUAUUUGCAUAGCACAAAAACCAUACACAGGGACAUCAAGGGUGCAAAUUUACUUGUAGAUGCACAUGGUGUUGUCAAGCUUGCUGACUUUGGGAUGGCUAAACAUAUAAACGGGGAAGCAGUAAAUCUAUCGUUGAAGGGUAGUCCAUAUUGGCUGGCUCCAGAGCUUUUGCAGUGUGUGGUGCCAAGUUCUGAUAUUGGUUUAGCAAUAGAUAUAUGGAGUUUGGGGUGCACCAUAAUUCAAAUGAUCAACGGAAAGCCCCCAUGGAGCGGCUACGAAGGGGCUGCAGCAUUGUUCAAGGUGUUGAAGGAGAGUCCACCCAUACCUGAAACGCUGUCGCCAGAGGGCAAGGAUUUCUUGCAGUGCUGCUUCCGUCGAAAUCCUGCUGAUAGACCUACAGCUAGCAAAUUACUAGAGCAUCCAUUUGUGGAUUGUAGCCGCAUCAGUUCGACUCACCUAAACUGAUAAAAUUAAUGGUAUUAUGCAAUGUCCAAUCUCUUUUGAUGAUCA
Molecule: messenger RNA, 1643 nt
Organism: Salvia splendens (bonfire salvia)
Lineage: Eukaryota; Viridiplantae; Streptophyta; Magnoliopsida; Lamiales; Lamiaceae
Product: mitogen-activated protein kinase kinase kinase 5
Exons: 9
Coding region: 15-1598 (527 amino acids)
Biological process (GO): protein phosphorylation; MAPK cascade
Cellular component (GO): cytoplasm
Molecular function (GO): ATP binding; MAP kinase kinase kinase activity
Source: RefSeq, a predicted model, not a curated record